GUUUCUGUACUUCGAGCCGGAGGUGACUAGUGGUUAAACAAACAUAUUAGUGCAAAUUACGUACCUAUGCUGUCCGUUAGUUACGAGAAAUACCAGAUCUAUGUGUAUUGGCUUACGAGGGCAAUCAUGGACUGCAAGGGAACUAAUUGGCUGAAAAAAGAGAAGAAUGAAGUAUAUGCUGAAUCAGGCUCCUUGUUUGAUGAAGAUCCACUAAAGAUGCCUAGUCUUCAUAUAAAGCAUGACCCAGAACUGAAAGAGGAUUUGGAUGGCACUGAACAUCAUUUUCUUGAAGAUGACUUGGGACUCUCUUGGCUAAAUGAUAUUAUCAAGAAGGAUCCUGAACUAAAUUUGGAGGUGGAUGAAACUGAGAAUACUGUGGCAGCCUCAAUAAGAAACACAUCUGAUAGUACAAGUUUCAUUCAAAGUUCUGGUGAGAGCUGUGACAUUUCGUUUGAAGAAACAAUGCAUCAAGGAAUAGUGAACAACGAGCUGGAGAUAGAUGCAGAGAAGUCAACAGAUUUCACUGUGUGCAGUAGCUAUACCAAAAUAUCAAUUUCACAAGAAGAUAGCUUAUUCAGCAUGAGAUGUAGUCGUAGCAUUAGGGAAAAGGAAUUUCACAAGUUUAACUGUGAUUUCUGCCUAAAGAGCUUCCCUUCAAAAUACAGACUCAUAAUGCAUGUCUUCAACCACAUUGAUGGUGUGCAGGCACCUGCAUAUGUGUGUAAGUCAUGUGGUGAAGUAUUGCCCACUGAUGAUUGCUUGAAAAAACAUUUGAGAAUGAGUGAGGUUGACCAAGCAUUAUCUGCUGCCAACAGUGAGAUAGUUGACUGGAGUGAUGACCAUGAAAACAUUAUCUCCUUGGAAAAAGUACGAGAAGGAACCAUGGAACAGACUGAGAAGCAGUCUUCAUCCAAGAAAAGUAGGAAAACAUUCAAGAAAUCGCUUCAUGACGUCUGCAAUACAGAUAAUGUGACACAAGCUGCAGAAAAACCCAUAAGAUGUAAUGAUGAUGGAAUUUUAUCUACAAGUGAUAAUGUCCACAGCGUGCUAUGUGCAAAGAGGUUAAGUGCUCUUAGGAGACAAAAAUUAAUACACACUGGUGAAAGGUCCCACAAAUGCGGCGUUUGCGGCAAGUCUUUUACUCGUUCGAGUACUCUCAAGUCCCAUAACUUAAUACACGCCGGUAAGAGACCUUACAAAUGUAGUGUUUGUGGAAAAUCAUUUACUCAAUCGAGCAAUCGGAGGGCACAUGAAUUAAUACACACACGAAAGAGACCUUACAAAUGUGAUACUUGUGACAAAUCUUUUAAUGUAUCGUCCAAUCUCAAGCGCCAUGUCUUAAUACACACUGGAGAGAGACCUUACAAAUGUAGUGUUUGUGGAAAAUCGUUCAAUCAUCCGAGUAAUCUGAAGUCACACUAUUUAUUACACACUCGACAAAGAGUACACAAAUGCAUUGGUUGUGAAAAUCUUUUUUCAGGACUGGGUCAUGUAAAAGCACAAAGACUAAUAGACACAGGAAAGAGUCCCCACAAAUGUGAUACUUGUGGAAAGUGUUUUACUUCCUUGGGUAAUCUCAAGAAACACCAUUAA
Messenger RNA from Schistocerca serialis cubense, 1593 nucleotides. RefSeq names its product zinc finger protein 98-like. Bases 67 to 1593 code for a protein of 508 amino acids. NCBI's taxonomy places the organism in Eukaryota, Metazoa, Arthropoda, Insecta, Orthoptera, Acrididae. The record is from RefSeq and is a predicted model, not a curated record. The transcript has 6 exons. Gene Ontology annotation, cellular component: nucleus.